GUCAGUGCUGCGAAGUAUAACGUUAGGGGUAGGUUUUCACCCUCUUUGUGUUUUUUUCUGGGAAAUUUGAAUACUUCGCGCCGCUACAUCGCGAUUUUUGGUAAACCGAGUUUUCGUGUUAGUGAAAACUUUGUGGUUUUCGGAAAGUGUUUUUUUUUUUGGAAAUGAAAUUGUUUGUGGGAGCUGUUUUAUAUUUUUCUUUUGUCUAUGGCCAAACAAGUAUACCUGAAGAAGAAGAAACCGAAACAGUUUUCCAAUCGGUGGACGCCGUUUUGUCACGUAGCGCAACUCUACCAUGUGACAUAGAACCUGAUAUCAAAGAAGACAGGGUGUACAUGGUCUUAUGGUAUCGUGACGGUCACAGCAGACCGAUAUACAGUUUUGACGUAAGAGGUAGGGCUUUCAACAAAGCUCUCCAUUGGUCCGAUUCGAAGAUGUUCGGUCCGAGGGCGUACUUCGUCACCGUAUCCAGACCAGCAGCUCUAACAUUAGACGGAGUGCAAUUGGACGACGAAGGGGUAUAUAGAUGCAGAGUAGAUUUCAAAGUAUCCCCAACGAGAAAUUUCGCUAUAAACUUAACCGUUAUAGUUCCCCCACAUCAACUUCUCAUCUACGACAAUUCCGGAAGGGACGUAAACCAUACGGUUGGUCCCUUAGAAGAAAAAACCGAUCUCGUAUUAACGUGCGAAGUGAGAGGGGGUCGACCGACGCCGACCGUCUCUUGGUUUAUGAACGAGAGAUUGAUCGAAGGGCACGUAGAAGAAAUAGGCAAUCACAUGAUGGUGAAUAAGUUAAAAAUAAGUGGGGUGACUAGAGAUCAUCUCAAUUCUACUUAUAAAUGUCAGGCUAGCAACACUAAAUUGAUGAUGCCGUCCGAAAAAACGGUCCGGCUUGAAUUAUUACUGAGACCUCUUUCGGUGAACAUCAUCAAUAAACCGAGGGAGCUGGUGGCUAACGAGGAGGUGUCGAUCCAAUGCGAAGUAGAAGGUUCCAGACCGAAGGCUCUGGUUUCUUGGAGCAGAGAUAACAGACCGUUUAGAAGAGGACGGGUCAACGCACAAGAAAAUGAAACAUCCGUACUAACGACUAUUACGUUCGUACCGGUCCCGGAAGACGAUAAUAGCGUUUUCAAGUGCGUCGGUGAAAAUCCCAAACUUACCGGCGUCGGUUUGGAGGAUUCCUUCAAGUUAAACGUCGUCUAUCCCCCGCAAGUGGUUCUUCAUUUAGGUAAUACUCUAAAUCCAGAAGACAUAAAAGAAGGAGACGACGUUUACUUCGAGUGCAGCAUCAAAGCGAAUCCCAAACAGCACAGAAUCUUAUGGUAUCACGAAGGUCUUCCCGUGAAUCAGAACAUGUCUUCGGGGGUGAUAAUCAGCACCCACAGUUUGGUACUUCAGAAAGUGACGAGGUACCAGAGUGGAUCGUACACGUGUCUGGCGGCUAACGUUAGAGGGGAAACUAUGAGCGAAAUCGUUAAUUUGAGAGUGAGAUACGCCCCCGUAUGCAGUCGAGAUACGGACGUAACGGUGAUCGGAGCAUCCCUCGACGAAAUAAUCACAGUGAGAUGUCAAGUAUCCGCCGAUCCCUCCGACGUCACUUUCGUCUGGCAAUUCAACAACAGCGGCGAAAGUUUCGACGUCUCCCCCGCCAGAUUCGCCACCUCGAGCGGCAACGUCAGCGAAUUAAUGUACACCCCGUCGUCUCAAAGAGAUUACGGUACUUUGACGUGUCAAGGUUCCAACAAAAUCGGUCGACAAUUAGAACCGUGCAUAUUCCAGGUGGUACCGGCCUCGAAGCCGAAUCCUUUGACGAAUUGCACCGUUCGUUCGGCGAAUAAUCAAUCUACGGAUAGCGUGGUGGAGGUGGAAUGUCGAGCCGGUUACGACGGCGGUUUGCCGCAACGUUUCGUUCUCGAAGCUUACGACGCUCGUUCUAUGCGUUUGCGAUUGAAUCGAACGACGUUCGAUACGGAAUCGCCGACGUUUCGAUUGGAUAUCGGGGAGUUGUUGCCGUCCCCGCCGUCGUUGAGGAUCGUCGUUUACGCGGAAAAUUCCAAAGGAAAAAGCGAGAAAAUCGUAAUGGACGACAUAUUGUUGAACGACGCCGAAAAACGCACGGACGGAAGCGGCGGCGUUAGUUUGGUACCGUUGGCGGGUUUGUUGACCGGUUGUCUUCUCACUUUGGGUUUGGCGGUAUUGGUGGUCGUCGUGGUGGCGGUGAGGCGGAAACGAGAAUGCGACGGUUGCUCACGUCAUAUAAACAUCGCAGAUGCUGCUUCGAAAACGAGUUCCAAGUCUCGCCGGGGUUCGAUGUUGGAGAUAAAUACGGGAGAUAAUCGAUACGUGGUGGCGUAUACUUUGAAGCCGGUUUCGGAUUGCGGGGCUUCGCCGGAUGCGGUACGGCAGCCGGAUAUUUUGAAUACGCCGAGAGGUACCGAACCUACACCGAAUAUUCUACCGAGACCGGAGCAUUUUUACAAAACAUCAGACGCAACCAACAAACAGUCGCCAUCUUCGUGCGAUUCGUCGACUAACACCUUGAGUAGGACCCGCCCCAGGCCAAGGGAUCAAUCUUUCACGACGACCAGAAGAGAUCACAUCAUAGCGGAUUCGAUACCGGGUCCGGAAAGUUGCGUUUAAUUUUUUUCUUCUUCUAUUAUAUUAAUUUGAAAGAAAAAAAAAGAUACGCUAAAUUUGUGAUAUAAUUCCAAUAUGAUUAUUUCCACGUAGUUUUAACGGUUCCAUAGGAUGAAUAAAGGACAGUUCUAGGUGGGAAAUAUUUCUUUCCACGAAAACAUUAAUAAAAUUUCCGACUGACUUUUCCAUAGAUAAAUAUAGGAUGUUGUACAUAUUCAUAUACAUAGAGCUUUAUAAUUGGACGCGGAUCAAAUUUGAUCUGCGAUCGGACGAAAUCUGUUCUAGAACAUUUCGAGAAUUUACGCGAUUUUUUUGGAUUUUUUUUACUAUCGAUCAUUGAAAAAUUUUUUCGAAAAUAUCGCAAAGUUUCAUGGAAAAUUGGGAAAUUUUUAGGCGAGAAACCAAAAAAUUGAUAGUUUCGGAAAAAUUUCGGAAACAAUCGACAGUUUCGGAAAAAUUCCAGAAAAAAUCGCGAAAUUUCAUGGAAAAUGUGGAAAUUUUAGACAAGAAAGCAAAAAAUCGAUAGUUUCGGAAAGGUUUUAGAAAAAAUCGUGAAACUUCGAAAAAAAUCCGCGAUUUUUUGCAAAAAAUCGAUCGUUUUGAAAAUAAUUUCGGAAAAAUCGCGAAACUUUGCGGAAAAUCGAGAAGUUCCUAGAUGAUAAACCAAAAAAUCGAUUUUCUAGUUUCGAAUUUUCGCGAUUUUUUCUAUAAUCUUUUCAAAACUAUCGAUUGUUCGGCUACUCAGCAAAAAAAUUCUCGAUUUUCACGAUUUUUUUCCGAAAUUUUUCUCAACAAUAUCGAUUUUUUAUAUCUCGUCUAGAAACUUCUCGAUUAAUCGCGAAGCUUCGCAGUUUUUCCCAGAUAUUUUUUCUCACGCGCUUUAUUCCAAACAUAGCGAGGGCGUACGAUAUUUUCUCGUAAAUCGAUUAUUCGCGAUUUUUCUGGAAUUUCGAAAAUAAAAAAUAAUAAUUUCCGAGAUGUUAUUAGAUACAGAAUAUAUUUGGAGGGAUGUAUAUUUGUACAAAUGUGAAUUAGCGAAUAAAAAUUAAUAAUCUGGCCAAAAAAAAAUUUUUUUUUUGGAUGGGGGGAUGAAGGGGGUACGCGCGCAACGAAACUUUCGACGUUAAUUCGAUGUAUUGGCCUAGUAGAAUUUUAUAAAAAAAAUUCGUUUUUAUUUUAAUUCAAAAAUUCGUUUUGUUUUUAGAAUCAUUUAUUUGUUUUAUUGUAUAUUGUAAAUUUUAUAUGAAAAUGUAUAAAUAUAUAUGUUUAUCGUCUUGUUUAAUUGUUGUUUCAUUUUUUCCAGGGAUCUACCUCAAAUGACUUUAAAAAUACUAUUCAAACUAUAAAUUUUCAUCUAGAAAGCAACUAAAGUGAGUUUCUUGUCACUCUGUAUAUCAAAAUGUGUGUAAAUUCGAGGUUUCGUAGAAAACACCCUGUACAUAAAAUAUAGAAUUAAAAUUUUGUUAUAAUAACAAAAAAAAAACAGGAAUUUUUCAAAAAAAUCAAAAUAUUCACAUGUUGCAUUGUUAGUAAGCAAAAUUAGUUUCACAACACCCUGUACAUAUAGAGUAUAUGAUGAAAAAUUUGUUGAAGUGACCAAAA
This is a messenger RNA of Diorhabda carinulata, 4238 nucleotides long. RefSeq names its product hemicentin-1-like. NCBI's taxonomy places the organism in Eukaryota, Metazoa, Arthropoda, Insecta, Coleoptera, Chrysomelidae. The transcript has 15 exons. The coding region runs from base 165 to 2639 and encodes 824 amino acids. The record is from RefSeq and is a predicted model, not a curated record.